AUGAUGAAGACAACUGCAAUCUUUGGCUGUGUGCUCAUAGCCGCCUUGUGCAUAGCAAAUCUGCCAUUCGGGGCAGCCGUCACCUGUGCGGUUGAUCCCACAGAUCCGGCCUGCAUCGACUGCACUGUGGACCUAACCAAUAUCCAGUGCGUGUUGGCAACAACUACAGUGGCACCCGAGGUCACCACAGUGCCUGGCGGAGUGACAACAGUAGCUCCUGGUGCUGGCGUCACAACCGCUGCUCCGGGUACAAGCGACACAACAACGGCCAGUACGGGCACGAAAAAGAAGACGAUCCGCAAGUACAAGCGGAAGGUCAAGGGAGGCAAGACAACAAUUAAGCGUAGCCGCAAGACAAGGCGCACCAGGAACAACAGCACAAAAUUCCACUAA
This is a messenger RNA of Drosophila guanche, 393 nucleotides long. RefSeq names its product protein new-glue 1-like. The record is from RefSeq and is a predicted model, not a curated record. NCBI's taxonomy places the organism in Eukaryota, Metazoa, Arthropoda, Insecta, Diptera, Drosophilidae. The coding region runs from base 1 to 393 and encodes 130 amino acids. The transcript has a single exon.